Messenger RNA from Aphis gossypii (cotton aphid), 2932 nucleotides. RefSeq lists its product as uncharacterized. NCBI's taxonomy places the organism in Eukaryota, Metazoa, Arthropoda, Insecta, Hemiptera, Aphididae. Gene Ontology annotation, molecular function: DNA binding. Gene Ontology annotation, cellular component: nucleus. The record is from RefSeq and is a predicted model, not a curated record.
AAUAUAUAGAUUCUGAAUAUUUAAUAAUAAUAAUAAAUAUUCUACACUACUAGUACACAGUAGGUACACAUUUUAAAAGUAUAAAACGUAUUAUAAUCGUCUCCGCAAAAAUACCCUAACCUAACCUAAUAACGGACUUGGUAUUUAUAUAAUAACACGCACAAUAAUAUUAUUAUACCUAUGUAUACCUAUUAUUUAUGUGUAUUUAUUUGUCGAGUGUAUACGUAUUGUUUCGUUUUUUUAUUGAAACGUGAUGUGUAAAAAUAAGUUGUCAAUUAAUUUGUGUGAAUAAUAUGUGUUUGGAACUGACAAUUACAUUAGCAGCAAAUGAUUGAAAUCGAAAUGAAAAUUUUUGAUUCUAGUUUCUAUUUAAUUUAUCAAUGUUCGUUUUUUCAUUUAAAUUUAAAAUAAUUUACUGUUUUUAUUAUUAUUAUUGCACGCUAUUGAUUUAAUUGUUUUAUGGUUAUUAAUAAGAUUUACAACAUGUAAAAUGGGGUUACUUUGAUAUUGUGGGGCUACUUUGAUAAUCGAGGUUUUGUUAUGAAAAUAUUGAUUAUAAUUGUUGAUAAUAUGUACAAAUUGUCGUUUUUAAUAUGUAGUCGUUUGGUACAACUAGUAUAGAACCCAAAUAUGUUGUUGAUAACACGUUCUUAUCGAUGAUUGUCUAGUUUUCGUUGUUGAUUCGUUUAGUUAUUAACUUACACGUUUUUUUUUUUGUUAUAUAAGAUCUGCGCAAAUGGCUCGCAAAUAUAGAAAAAAAAUUGGUGCUCGGUCUUAUAAAAAUUACUCAGAUGAGAUUUUAAAUGAAGCACUCGAUAAAAUUGCCAAUGGCGAGAUUUCAAUAUUAGCUGCUAGUAAGGCCUAUAAAAUUUCCUAUGGAACAUUACAUAAUAGGUUCAAUGGCAAGCAUGGAAAUAAGUGUGGGCAUCCAACAAUAUUUAGUGAACAAGAAGAAAUGUCUUUUCUUACAGAUGCCAUGAAGUGUGGAAAAUGGGGCUUCCCACUUACGCUAAUGGAUCUUAGAGUCAUUGCAAAAUCUUAUUUAGAUAGAAAAGGCAUUGUGGUUGAAUCAUUUUCAAAAAAUCUUCCUGGUAUAGAUUGGGCACGUAGUUUGUUAAAGAGAUAUAAUAAUAGUUUGUCAACGUGUGUAGCAACCAAUAUUGCCAGAUGUCGUGCAGAAGUCUCUCCCCAAUGUAUUUCAGAAUAUUUUGAUAAUUUGCAACAAGUAAUUGAACAUGUACCACCUCAAAAUAUUUAUAAUUAUGACGAAACAAAUUUACAAGAUAAUCCAGGGAAAAAAAAACUUAUUUUUCAACGUGGAAUAAAAUAUCCCGAACGUGUACAAAAUCAUUCUAAAUCAGCUACAUCUAUUAUGUUUUGUGGUUCUGCAACCGGGAUUCUUUUGCCACCAUAUUUCAUAUAUAAGGCAAAUGAAAUGUGGCAGCCAUGGACCGAAGGAGGACCAAAAGGCGCACCAUGUUGUCCUGAACCUUGUUGCUCUAGAGGAUCUCGUUACAAUCGUUCAUCUCAUGGAUGGAUUGAUAGCGUUACAUUUAAAGACUGGUUCCUAACUGCUUUUUUACCACAUGCUAAACGACAGCCUGGGAGAAAAGUUCUAAUAGGGGAUAACCUAUCAUCCCACAUUCAACAAGAAGUAAUUGUUGAAUGCGAACAAAAUGAUAUUGACUUUGUUUGCCUUCCUAAGAACUCUACUCAUCUAACCCAACCUCUAGAUGUUGGUUUUUUUAGACCUUUGAAACAAGCUUGGCGAAAUUCAUUAAACGAAUGGAAAAACCAAAAUACAAGAUUGAAGGCAAUUCCAAAAGCAUCAUUUCCUACUCUUGUACGAAAAGCAAUUGAUUGUAUGGAUAGUUAUAAUGGUGGUGGAUCAAUUGCCAAUGAUUUGCAAGCAUCUUUUAAAGCAACAGGCAUUUAUCCAUUGAAUAAACAAAAAGUGAUGGACAAAUUACCAAAUACUAAUGAUUCAGAUAUCUUAAUUAAUGACACUGUUACUGAUUAUUUGAAAAGUCAACGAUAUCCAAAUGCUGAUGAAAAUGCAAGGAAAAAAAGAAAAAAGAUUACAGUAGCAGCAGGAGUAAGUAUAACAGUGGCUACAUUUGGUGACAAUAAUAAUGAAAUUUCUGAUGAAGAGGUAGAAGUAAGCAAUUUUCCAAUCCUAACCAAUGACUCUGAGUCAGAACAUGAAGUGGUAGAUGACUCUAUACCAGAAUAUCAGCCACCAAGUAAAGAUAACAUAAAAAUUGGAACCUUUAUUUUAGUUAAUGUUAAAUUUGGUAAGCGUGGGAUGUCAAUUUAUGUUUAUCUUGCUGUAAUAAAAAAUAUCAAGGACAAUGUUAUCACAAUUACUGGACUUAAGUCAUUGGACACAACGAAACAAACAUUUAAAUUAGUAAAAGAUGAUGUGUUUGAAGUAAAUUUAGAACAAAUUCAAGCAGUUUUGAAGUAUCCUAAAGUUGAAGGCGUGGGGAAAUCUAUUAAAUACAAAUUUUCUUAUUCAUUGGAUGUAAGAGAAGCUUAAAGUUAUAACUUGAUAAAAUUUAGUUUAAAAAAGGCUAAAUAAAAUGUAAGUAACAUUUUAGUUAAUAUUGUUAUAAUUAACAUUAAUAAGUCUGCCAGAAAACAUAAGACUGAGUUAAAUGAAAAGAAGAUUAGGUAUUUGUUAUUGUUAUUUUCAUUAUGUUUUUUUAUUAUCUUUAUAAUUAUUAUAUGUUUAAGAUAUUGUAAAAAAAUAUUAUUUUUUAUUUAAUAUUGUAUUAAAAGACUAAAUAAAAUAUAGGUAACAUUUUAAUUAGUAUUGUUAUAAUUAACAUUAAUAAGUCUGCCAGAAAACAUAAGACUGAGUUAAAUGAAAAGAAGAUUAGGUAUUUGUUAUUGUUAUUUUCAUUAUGUUUUUUUAUUAUCUUUAUAAUUA